Molecule: messenger RNA, 4552 nt
Organism: Pyrgilauda ruficollis (rufous-necked snowfinch)
Lineage: Eukaryota; Metazoa; Chordata; Aves; Passeriformes; Passeridae
Gene: OSBPL1A
Product: oxysterol binding protein like 1A
Exons: 29
Coding region: 611-3496 (961 amino acids)
Cellular component (GO): cytosol; intracellular membrane-bounded organelle; membrane
Molecular function (GO): protein binding; cholesterol binding
Source: RefSeq, a predicted model, not a curated record
GGCGAGGCGAGGCCGGCCGUGGGCCAGCCCGCCCGCCCGGGGCGGGUUUCCUUCCGCGGCGGGGACGCGGGGCCGCCGGGGGAUGCGCCGCUCUCCCGCAGCGGCGUUGGCUUUGUUGCUGCCGUGGCCGCCUCUCCACCGCAGCCGCCGGGGGCGUGUUCGGGGGCGGGGGUGUCGCUGUUUGCCCCUUCCCUCAGGAGUCCGUUGUGCGGGCUGAGGGGACGGCCCCAAGCCGGGUUCGGCUCGAGGCACGAAGCAGAGGCGGCCUUGGAGGCGAGGGCCGGGGUGGUCUCGCCCUUGGGAAGCGGUGUCCUGGCUUGCUGCUGUGCGUGGGUGUUCCUUCCUCCUCCUCUUCGCGCUGUUCCCCUCCCUGGAACAGGCGCGGCGCUAGCCGGUGCCCGCAGGUCUGAGCGCACCUUUCCCCGCAGGCAAGGAGCGCAGCUGCUGCGACGCGCCCGGCUCGCCUUAAAAAGUGUUUAAUUACCGGGACCGGAACGAGCCGCUCGAUUCCAGGCGGGCGUAGGGAACUCCGGCGGUCCUGCUGAAGUUGUCACUGCUUGGGACUGUGCCUGCCUGCUGAUCCGGGUGAGAUCUCGCACGAGCUGUGGAGAUGACUACAGAAGCAGAACAACAGCUUCUCCAUGAUGCUAGAAAUGGAAAUGCUGAAGAAGUUAAACAGCUGUUGGAUACCUUGGACAAAGGAGAAAUAAGCUUUGAUAUCAACUGUAAAGGCAGAAGUAAGUCUAAUAUGGGUUGGACACCUCUUCACCUUGCUUGCUACUUUGGACAUGCUGUUGUGGUAGAGGAUUUGCUGAAGGCAGGUGCAGAUGUGAAUGUGCUGAAUGACAUGGGGGACACUCCGCUCCAUCGAGCAGCUUUCACAGGCCGUAAGGAGGUGGUGAUGUUACUCUUGCAGCAUAAUGCUGAUCCUUCUAUUGUUAACGGCAGUGGAGAGACUGCAAAAGAAGUUACCUAUGACAAAGACAUAAGGAAUAUGUUGGAAGCAGUGGAAAGGACACAAGAAAGGAAACUGGAAGAACUCCUCUUAGGAGCAGCAAGAGAGGGGGAAACAGGGAAACUGACUGCGUUGUUAAACAAGCGCAAGCCACCUGAUAUCAACUGUACAGAUCAGAUGGGGAACACACCCUUGCACUGUGCAGCGUACCGUGCUCAUAAGCACUGUGCAUUGAAACUUCUAAAAAAUGGAGCAGAUCCUAAAAUAAAAAACAAAAAUGAUCAGACACCCCUUGAUCUAGCCCAAGGUGCAGAAAUGAAACUGAUACUGGCAGGUAAAACUGGAAAGGUUAUCAACAAACCCCUGAGACGAUAUGAAGGUCUCCUGUGGAAGAGCUCACGAUUUUUUGGUUGGAAACUCUACUGGAUAGUUCUAGAACAUGGAGUGCUUUCCUGGUAUCGGAGACAAGCCGAUGCAGUGAAUAACGAUCAUCGUCAGGGAUGCAAGCAUCUAACACAAGCUAUCUGCACGGUAAAAUCAACAGACAGUUGCUUCUUUUCUGUGAGAUGUUUUGAUGACACUGUUCAUCGUUUCAAGAUUCCUAAAAAUAACCUUCCUUCUCAAACAAGAGAGAGCUGGCUAGAAGCAAUAGAGGACCACUCUGCAUAUAGCACUCACUACUGCACACAGGAACAGCUGAGUAGUGAUGACGAAGAUGAUGCAGUAUCCGUUACAGACCUACAGGACACUCUAAAAAAAGCACAAGCAUGCCAGCAAAGACUCAGUAAAGAGGUUUCAGACUUCCUUGCAAUGGUUAAAUCUUUGGAUGCUACAAAAGGAAUAUCUUCUCCCCUCCUGCAGAAAGUUGAUGUGGUCUCUGAAGUAUCCCAGGAAACAUGUGAGGCUCUGGCUGAGUGCCUUAACCUGUUCACAAAGCAAGAAGGGGUGAGGAAUUUGAAACUGGAGCAUGAGCAGGAGAAAAACAAGAUCUUGUCAGAAGCAUUAGAGACACUCGCUACCGAGCACCAUGAACUAGAGCAGUCUCUGGUUAAGGGAUCUCCACCUCUCAGCAUCCUCAGUGAAGAGCAGUUCUAUGAUGCUGUUUCAGAUUCGGAAUCUGAAAAAUCAUUAAGUGCGUUUGAAACAACAGCAGCCUACUCGUUAGAGGACAGCAUGGAUUCAAAAGAUACAAUAACUUCAAGCAUGUCUGAAGAAAAGGUGUGUGGCAGCGGGGAGUCGCUGUCAAACGGAAUCAAAAAGCACAGAACAAGCUUACCAUCUCCAAUGUUUUCCAGAAAUGACUUCAGUAUCUGGAGUAUCUUAAGAAAAUGCAUUGGCAUGGAGCUGUCGAAGAUCACAAUGCCGGUUAUAUUCAACGAGCCCCUGAGCUUCCUGCAGCGACUCACGGAGUACAUGGAGCACACGUACCUCAUCCACAAAGCCAGCUCACUUUCCAGCACGACCGAGCGAAUGCAGUGUGUUGCUGCAUUUGCUGUGUCUGCUGUAGCCUCGCAGUGGGAACGUACUGGGAAGCCAUUCAACCCAUUGCUUGGAGAGACCUAUGAACUGAUCAGAGAUGAUCUUGGAUUUAGACUUCUCUCAGAGCAAGUCAGCCAUCAUCCACCAAUCAGUGCUUUCUAUGCUGAAGGCUUAAAUAAUGAUUUUGUGUUUCAUGGAUCAAUUUAUCCAAAACUCAAAUUCUGGGGCAAGAGUGUGGAAGCAGAACCAAAAGGCACGAUGACUUUGGAGCUUCUUGAGCACAAUGAAGCCUACACAUGGACAAACCCUACAUGCUGUGUGCAUAACAUUAUUGUGGGCAAACUUUGGAUUGAGCAGUAUGGAAAUGUGGAAAUAACUAACCAUAAAACUGGGGAGAAAUGUGUACUAAGCUUCAAGCCCUGUGGCCUCUUUGGGAAGGAGCUGCACAAAGUCGAAGGCUACAUUCAGGACAAAAGCAAAAAGAAACUCUGUGCAUUGUAUGGGAAGUGGACUGAGUGUUUGUACAGUGUUGACCCAGCUACAUUCGAAGCUUACAAGAAAAAUGACAAGAAAAAUACAGAAGAGAAGAAAAGCAGUAAACAGGUGAGCAAUACUGAGGAAUCGGAUGAGAUGCCGUUGCCUGACUCUGAGAGUGUGUAUGUUAUUCCUGGAAGUGUUUUGCUAUGGAAGAUAACUCCAAGACCUCCAAAUUCAGCACAGAUGUAUAAUUUUACAAGCUUUGCUAUGGCUUUGAAUGAGUUGGACAAAGAAAUGGAGAGUGUCAUUCCCAAAACUGACUGCCGGCUACGACCAGAUAUCAGAGCUAUGGAAAAUGGAGAAAUAGAUCUGGCUAGUGAAGAAAAGAAGAGGCUAGAAGAAAAACAGAGGACUGCCCGCAAAAAUCGUUCAAAGUCAGAGGAAGACUGGAAGACGAGUCACCCAUCAUCCCAAAAUCCCAGAUGGUUCCACCAAGGCCCCAAUCCCCACACUGGUACACAGGACUGGCUUUACUCUGGCAACUACUGGGACAGAAACUACUUUAAUUUGCCUGAUAUUUAUUAAAAUGCAGUAAGGAGCCUCUGACUGAUACAAAUAAGUCUUAAUCUGUUUUAAUGUUUUCCCUUGUUCUACUUAUCUCCUGAAAAUACUGACAUGUUAUCAAACAGAAUAAUAAGCAUCUCUGCAAUAAAUCUGGUGGUACAUGAUCUGCAGUCCUAAAGGUAGAGGAAUAACUUUUCUGGAUGAUGGUGGGUCCUGCAUGGACAAAGUUGCUGUGGUUUCAAGCUGCCUGAGUACACCUAUAUUAGGUUGUGGUGUAUGAGGAAUAGAACACCUUCAGCUGUUCUGUGAAUACUUUAUUUUGUAGAUAACAUUGGCACAAGUAAAACUGGUUUUAUUUAUUGUGACAUGGGAAUGUUUAAAAAGCACACAAAGUAAUUGCAAUAUUCGAAUCUUAAAUGAAGAAAAGGGUGUCACUUCUGUAAAGAUGUAAUUUUUCAUAAAGUGACUUUUCUUUUACAAAGUAAUUCCCUUGAAGCCUGAGCUCUGCUCAGGAGAUUCCAGAAGUGUUCCCAUCUCUGGAGCAGUAAUGCAGUUGUUUAAGCUGGUAACAUUACUCAGAGGUUAUUUAUUCAAUGUUUUGUGCAGUGUGUUUUGAAUUUUGCUCUCCUGUUUUGCUACCAAACUUAUGAUUUAAGGAAUUAAGAGCCAUUUAAAUAUCUACAGAUUUGAUUUGAACUGCACACUAGUAACAGGUUUUAAAAUAAUCUGUUUCAUGCACUAGAAGUUCCGGUGCCCAGCACCACUGCAAGAACCUAAUCAGUCCAGGAAUGACCUGGUGGAACAUGGCAGGGGGACAGGACUGUGUCUGUACUGUGCAAACUCCCUGCAAGGAAGUCUUGUGCAUUUCAAAGGUAGUACAGCACCUCAGUGAGGCCUCCUGUGCACAGCUGCUUUACCCCUUUUCAGUGGGGUGCAUUCAAUCUUAGUCUGUUUAUACUGAACUGUGUACAGAGCUUCUAGAGGGCAAGCAGCUCUUUGUACAGUAUUUUAACUGCUGUCUGGAGGUUAGUGUUAAUUGAAUAAUUUAAUUGCUACUAAAUAAAGGCUUCAAAACUU